This is a messenger RNA of Funneliformis geosporum, 134 nucleotides long. The record is from the annotation of a GenBank genome assembly. Lineage: Eukaryota; Fungi; Glomeromycota; Glomeromycetes; Glomerales; Glomeraceae.
AUGUUAUCAAAUGAUUAUUUUACUGAUAUCAUGAUAUCAGAAAGGCCUACAUUGUAUGAAAAUUAUUAUAGAUGGAAUGUUCCGGACGAGUCUACUCAAUUUUACCGAAGAUUUAGAAGGAAUCUUACUAAUUU